Teleopsis dalmanni is the source of this 1933-nucleotide messenger RNA. Its product is annotated as methyltransferase-like protein 25. Lineage: Eukaryota; Metazoa; Arthropoda; Insecta; Diptera; Diopsidae. The transcript is spliced from 3 exons. The record is from RefSeq and is a predicted model, not a curated record. Bases 17 to 1507 code for a protein of 496 amino acids.
AUACAAAAUAAACAAGAUGAGUAUAACAAAUAUUAAAAAACGUUUGAAUGCAAUUUUGAAUUUUAUGCAUCCAUAUUGGGAGUUUGUGAACUGCCACAUGGUAAACUACAUUACUGAUAAGCAUUGGAAUCAACAUAUACCUACUGAUAUACGUGCAGAAAUAUCUGAUGAGCAAAAUGUUCAGGAUUGUAUAAAAAAUAUUUUUAUACACAAAAAUAAAAAGGAGUUAAAACUGGAUGAGUUUAAAGCAAUUAAUCAAUUUUUUUCUCAUGCUUUGGAAUAUGACUUGAGCAACUGUGAAGAUAUUAUAACAACAGUUGAAGAUUUAUAUAAAUCGUUAGGAAAAGAGCAUGUUAAUGAAAAGUUGUCAAUUAAAGAAUUUAUGAGUGAAAAGAAGAGCCAUGAGGUCGAGCUUACUGCGGAACUAGUAAAUGAUUUAAUGGAAAUUCAUCCGAACGAAAAACACAAUCUUAUGUUUAUUGUGGAUGCUGGAGAUGGAAAAGGAUAUUUAUCAUCCAGAUUAGCACUUCAAUACAAGCACAAAGUUCUAGGCAUUGACUUUAAUGAACAAAAUACGGAAAGUGCUCUGAGAAGAAGUAAUAAACUACAGCGCGCAUGGAACAGCCUAACGGUACGUGCAGAAUUGAAAAACAAAGGUAUAACACCGCCACGCCGUGGCAACAAACCAAAAGAUAAAAUUGUUUCUACAAAUAUUAACGAAAACGUUAUUAACUAUCAAACCAUUUCAAAAUUCAUAACCACCGAUUUAAAAAUUACACAUCUAAUAAAGGAACUGUUUUCAAUUCCCACGAUGGUAUCACCAAAUUUUUGCCUUACUGGAUUACACACUUGCGGGAACUUAGCGCCUACUUGUUUAAAAGUAUUUCAUGCACAACAAGAAUGUAAAAUUAUUUGUAACAUUGGUUGUUGUUAUCAUAUGUUAAAAGAAUCAUUUUCUGGUCCAGAAUUUUUUGGUAAUAAGGUUUUUAUGGAUAAACAAACUACAGAAGGCUUUCCUAUGAGUAAUUUUUUAAGAAACAAAAAAGUGAAACUUGGCCGCAAUGCGCGUAUGCUAGCAGUACAAUCUAUGGAUCGAACAUUGGCAGCCAAUGAGCUACCAAACAUAUCACUUUUCUAUAGAGCGCUACUAGAAGUUUUAAUAUGCGAAAUGAAUCCAGAUUUAAGAAAUACAGUACAAGUGGGUAGAAUAAAAAAAUAUAGAAAUUUUAAAGAAUACUUAAAAUUAUGCUCUAAUAAAGUAAAUAUAAAUUUCGAAUCUAUUAGCACGGAGCGAAUAACAAAAAUUGAAUCUGACUAUGCGAUACACAAAAACUAUUUAGAUCUAUUUUAUUUACUCCGAAUGGCCUUUGCACCGGUAUUGGAGAGUAUAAUUUUAUUAGAUCGUUUACUGUACCUUAAAGAACUGGGUUACGAACGUAGUUAUUUAGUACCAAUAUUUGAUUCACUGAUUUCACCAAGAUGCUUUGCUGUUAUUGCUCUAAAAUGAUAUUUAUUCUAAAAUUCUUGAUAUUCUAAAAUUAAUAUUUAUAUUUUUAUGAUGUGAAUGUGAAACAAUAAAUGUGUAUUUAAAUUUAAUUCUAUUUGCGAAAAAUCUUCAUUUCUUUAACUAAUAGAGACAAAAUAUUUCGGCACUUUUCUUUGACGAUGUUUCAAAUAAAUUAGGAGGGUCUCCAGAACCUAAGGCAUGUUUUAAGUUUGUAAUUUCAUCAACUGUAAUAAUUAAAGAAUGAUAGGUAUUUUAAAAAAUAACAUUCAAAAUUCUUGUGAAAAACACAAGGCAGAUAUAAAGCGCUUACACCAAUGAUUCUUCAGGUAUAUAACAAAAAUAACUUUUGGACUUCACACAUUUUCCAACUUAGUAUUCAUUUGCUUCUCUGUUGAAUAUAUAACAGCCUAUCAGAUAGUUACUUGU